Molecule: messenger RNA, 513 nt
Organism: Rhinocladiella mackenziei CBS 650.93
Lineage: Eukaryota; Fungi; Ascomycota; Eurotiomycetes; Chaetothyriales; Herpotrichiellaceae
Exons: 2
Coding region: 1-513 (170 amino acids)
Molecular function (GO): L-ascorbic acid binding; iron ion binding; 2-oxoglutarate-dependent dioxygenase activity
Source: RefSeq, a predicted model, not a curated record
AUGGUAACGGCACUAGAGAGUCUGGGUCAAAGGCGAAUGCACAUCCUGUCAAUAGGAGCAUUGCACGUCCGUCUCACACGCACCGCCCUCGUCACCGAUCUCAGUACCAAGGGACCGAUUCGCCAGAACGCCAUCGCCCGAAGAUUCCGGCGCGGAAGAGAUUAUGCUCUCGCCAAUCCCUACCAGGGAGACCAGCCCCAACUCGAGUUCACAAUAUCAACUACACCCUCCGAAGGCUGGGAAUCGAAAGACGGCAACCAGGACGACGAGGCCGAUGAGGCCGGAGACAUCAAGCACGGCGAUGGCAUUGUUCCAUCCCACGGUCUGGGCGACGAUGAUCUCUCAAACAGCAACACCACGAAGGGCAAGGGAAAACCCCGGGAGCCCGAUAGGGUCCACGUGGAUAAUCCCGCCGAGAUCGAGUUCGGCGGCGAGGAACCCUACAUGGCAGGUGACGACGAUGAAGACGAGGAAGAGGACGAGGAAGAUCAGGAUGAGGUCGAAGGCGAAUGA